Molecule: messenger RNA, 526 nt
Organism: Lucilia cuprina (Australian sheep blowfly)
Lineage: Eukaryota; Metazoa; Arthropoda; Insecta; Diptera; Calliphoridae
Exons: 3
Coding region: 9-356 (115 amino acids)
Source: RefSeq, a predicted model, not a curated record
CAAGUGUAAUGAUGAUAUUUCGACUUGUUUGUGUUUAUUGUAUUAUUUUCACAAGUUUAUAUGUAACGGAGAUUUGGGCGAGCCGGAUAUAUGGAUCCUUUAAAGAUACGAAAUAUCCUGGAAGUUGUGUCAUUGAUGCUGAAACAAUUUUACCUGAAAUGUCGUCAAUAAAAGAUCCAUUUGUUCAGUGUGGUCUUAUAAGUUGUGGUAAAAAUUCUAUUGUGGAAUUUAAAAGUUGUCCUUUCCAAACUGUGCCGCCUAAUUGCAAAUUAGCUCAUCUAUUAGAUCCAUCUCUACAAUAUCCUCAAUGUUGUGAAAGAGAAAUUGAAUGUUUUAAUUAUAAUCAUAUUUUGUAAAGUUUUUAAGUUGAAAUCAUAAAAAUGAACUAAAAUUAUUUCGUUUGCUGUAUUUAUAAACUGUUAUAGACAAUAAUUCUUUGCAAAGAAUUUUAUAUCGAAAUAUUUUUAUAGAAAAAAAACUGUUAUACAAAAAUUUUCCAUUACAAAAAACAAACCAUAAUAAAGAA